Messenger RNA from Rotaria sp. Silwood2, 13083 nucleotides. The record is from the annotation of a GenBank genome assembly. Lineage: Eukaryota; Metazoa; Rotifera; Eurotatoria; Philodinida; Philodinidae.
AUGCCAUAUUUAUCUACAAUUCGAGAAGCGACAAAUUUUAAUGUAGAUGGUCAAUUACCAAAAGUUGAUACUUAUGCCGAUGCCCUACUUCGUACAUUAUACUCUUUUAAACCACCUUCAUCAUCAAUGUCAUUAUAUGCUUUUCGACAGCAUCCUCGUCCGUAUCCUCAAUCAACAAUGGUGUCACAAUCGAUCGUAAAUGAAUUAGUGAACGGCUCUUCAGAUAAUCAACAAACAUUAGCUGAUCCUUCUUCGUUAUCCUCUUCGUCAUCAUCAUUAUUCAGUUCACCAUCAUCAUCGUCUUCAUUAAAUAAUACGAGUGCAAAUUAUUUUACACUCGAAGCACAUUUACCAUUAGUUAAAACUAAAGUUGAACAAUUAGAAAAAUUUAAACGAUUACUUUCUCGCUUGGAUAACGUUUAUAAUUCUAAUACAAAUAAUAACAAUAAUAAUAAUAAUCAAAAUAUGUCAACAUCAGCUUUACCACCACCAUCACAUAUUCCUGAUCGUUAUCUAUUCCGUGCAUCUUCAAAUGAUCAUCGAAUAUCAAGAAAAUCAUCAUCAACAACAAGAAAAAAUAAAUUAAAUAAUAAUCCAACAUCAUCAUCAUCAUCAACACCACCAUCAGCAAGAAAACGUUAUAAAUUUUCACCGGCUACAACUGAUCAAAAUAAUAAUAAUGUUUAUAAAUUUCCUAAUGGACAAACAGAAGCACGAUCGCAUUCAACAGAUUCUGAUCGAUAUUAUUUUCCUUCAACAGAUUCAACUAAACAACCACAACAAACAUUAACAUAUAUUCAUUCUGGUAGUGGAUUAGAACCACAUACAAUUACUUUUAUUAAUGGAACAUCAUCAACGACUGAUAAAACUUCAUUGCCAACAACAAAGUCAAUACAACCAACGGCUAUCAUACCUGAUACACCUUAUCUGUUUUCAAAGACGACAGAAUCUCACCCGCACUCAACUUUAACAUCAUUAGCUAACCCAGAAGAUGCAUGGAUACAAGAACGUCAACAACCACAAAUUGUUUUUGAUAGCAUAAAUGAUUUAUCACCAAGUUCACAAUUAAAACGUCCACGUACAUCAAGUACCAGUCCUGAACAUCGACAAACAACAAAACGUUCACCAACACGUAUAGAUACAAUAACAUCAACAAAUGGUUCAUUAUCAACAUUAAGACGAUCACCACCAAAUAAAGUUCAAAAUGUUCGUUUUGAUCCAUCAUCAACACAACGUUCAUAUUUAGAUGAAGCACGUGAACGUCUAGCUGGUAAAAAACGUGGACGUUCACCACAAGCAUUUCAACAAUCGGUUGAUCGUCUUGUUUCAUCAACAAAUCAAAAAUAUCUUCAACAACAACAAAUUCUUUCACCACCAAUACCAUUUCAACCACAACAUGAUUAUGUUAGUCAAUAUUAUGCACAAGAAGAACCACCUAUUGAUUAUCCAAUGGAUAGUGAUGAUGAUGAACAACAAAAACGUCCAUUUAUAUAUAAUCGUGGUUUAAAUACAAAUCGUACCCAUACACAAAUUAUGAAAAAUGUUAAUAAAAGUCUAAUUGAUGGUAAUUAUUUAGCUGAUAUUAAUCGUAUUAAACAAUUAGAUCAAAAUUUUCAUCGAUAUUUACGUUCGCUUGAAAAUCAAUCAUUACAACGUGAAUUAAAUUAUGAUUUAAUACGUUGUUUUUCAUCAACAUAUUUAGAUGAUUUAAGACGAGAAGAAAAUCGAAAUUUUCAAACACGUAUUAAUAUGCGUUCAUAUACAUAUGAAGAUAUACAAGAUAUACAUAUGUCACCAACAUUAGAAGCAUAUAAAAUGAAACGAGCUAUUGAUAGAGAAAGACGUCUUCGAUUAAGUACAAGUUUUGAUGGACAAAUAACAUCAUCAACACCAACAUCAUCAAUUGGUGCUGGACUUUUAUCACCAUUACUCUCAUCAUAUAGUCCAAUUAUGACUGGAAGUUUAAAUGAAAAUAUAGAUGCACAAUCAGGUGGUUUUGAAACUGAUCGUCGAUCACAAAAAUCACAUACUUCAACUGCACAAACUCCAACACCUCUUCGUCCAACUCAUGUUACACCUGGUCCAAAUGUUGAUUUAUUUUAUGAAAUCAUGCAAGAUCGUUUUCGUGGUGUUGAUGCAUCUAUUGCUGGUCAAGUAUCAAAUGCAUCACAAUAUACAAAACAAAAAAUACAUCAUCAACCAACAACAACAUCACAAAUGAAAGUUGUUGAUAAUGAUAGUGAUGUUGAUAUUAGAUCAAAUUCAUCGUUUUGGUCCGAUGAAGAAGAAGAACAAAUUAUAGAUGAUAAUCAACGAAAAACAAUACCUAAUCAAAAACAAUUAUCACGUUAUUUAUCAACAGUUAAUCGUUCAUUACUUGAUCGUCCAAGUCAUCUUAUUGCUGAUUUUUACAUAUCACAAUUAAAUCGUAGUAUGCAAGAAAGUGUACGACAUGUUGAAACAAUUGCACGUGAUAAAGCACUUAUGAGACAAGAUCGUAAUAGAGAAUUUAUUGAUGAAACAACCAGUAAAUUAGGUCGUAGUUUAUCUGCUGAACAUUUAUAUCAAGUACGAAAAGAACAUUUACGUUAUAAACAACCAUUUACAACACCAACAUCAUUUACAGUUGAAGAUGUUGCUGAUAUUUAUAAACCAUUUGUUUUGGAAAAUUAUAAACGAAAAAUUGCUAUUGAAGUUGAAAGACGUCGAAGAGAAAGACAAGGACAAUUGUUGGCUGGUAUUGGUAGUUCACCGAUGUACACAUCCGACACAAAUUUUAUUAGUGCAGUCAAAUCUACUCAACCACCGAUAAUUGAAAUUCAUAAAACUCCAGUAGUUGAUCGUCAACACCGUCCAUCAAAUUUAACUUCUACUAGUAUUCUUCGUACAAAUGAACCAGGUAUUCAAUCAAUUCGUGAUGAUCCACGUAAUGAAUUAAUUAUCGUUCGACCACCAGUUGUAAAAACAGAAAAAAUUCACACGAGUCGUGCACGUCGAACAUUAACCGAUGAUGGUAGUGCUGAUGUUGUUCAUCAUGUUGGCAUUAUUGCUCCACCACCAUCUUACGCAGCUGUUAAGCAACAUUUAACACAAAAACCAACAACUAUAACAACAAAGACAGCAGAACAAUAUGAAAUUCCUCAUGCAUCAACUGUUCCUCCUCCAGAUUUUGGUGAUCGUACUCGUGUUUAUAUUCGAAAAGAUCGAGCUCACAGUAAUAUUGUUGAACCACAGUCAGAUGAUCUUGUUGAACGUGCAUUAACUACUUCACAACAAAUACUUUUCAAAGAUGCUGAUAUUGAACCAGAACUACAAAGAGCAGCUCAGGUCAUUACAUCAACAGAAACUACAAUAAUAUCACCUCGUCGUUCUCCAGCUAAAAUUUAUACUCCAUCGUUAAAUAUUGAAAAAGUUCCAGUAUUUCAUGCUGAUCGUGUUGAAAGUGCAUCAGGCAAUCAUGAUUUAUCGAUGGUUAAUAUUAAACAUGUAUUAACAUUAAAUCAAGGUGAAAUAAAUGAAUUAAAUUUAUUAGCACAACAAGCACAACGUCUUCAAAUACCUCCGCAUGAUUAUGAUCAUGCUAUGGUUAUUCUUACACCUGAACAAACUCAGCAUCAGCAUAAUAUUGGUCCUCAACCACUUUUAUUAGCUGCUGCUAAUAUAGGUCAAUUAGUUGAUGAACAAAAUGAACAAGCAACACGUCGUAUUGAGGACGAAAUACAACGUCAACGUACACAAUUAAUAACUCCUAUUGCUGAACAUAUGGCAAGAGUUGAACAAGAUAUAUCAGUAUUUGAAAAUAUAUCAACAGCAAAUAUUCAUCAAUAUUCUCGAAAUAAAUUAAAUGAAAUGCCAGUUGAUAGUGGUAUUGUUUCAUUAAAUACAUCACAAGCAAGUGAACAACCGUUGAUAUUAAAUGCAUCACGUAUGAAUCGAUUAGAACAAUCUGAUGAAGAGCGUUUAGAAAAUUUACGUGAAGAUGAUUAUUAUCAACGACGUAUACGUGCAUUAGAUUUGUUACGUCAAGUUGAAAUUGAUCCUAAUUCAAAUAUUCGACCUGUUCGUGAAGAUCAACUUAAUAUAUUUGAAAAUAUAACAAAUAUUCCAUUAUCAACAUUUACAACUGAACAAACAAAACUUAUUGAUAAUAAACAAAUUGAUCAAAUUCAAACAUUACAACGUACAGAUGAACCAGUUAUUUAUGAAACAUUAGAUCAACAUUUACUUGAUAGAACGCCUAAUGUAGAAUAUUUAACUAGUUCACAUAUUGAACAAGAUAAUCAAUUAAGUAAUCGAUCAAAAGAAAAUCCAAUAAAUUGGGGAAAAAUAAUUCCUAUUAAACAACAUCGAUCAAGAGAAAAUCGAUUAUCGGAUAUUGAAUAUGAACAAAUAAGACCUUUACUUCAAACUCAACUUGAUCAAAGAGAAAAUCUUCAACCUACACAAGAACCUACUCAACAUUUAGAAACACUUAAACAUUCGAAAAAAAAUAUUAUCUACAAUUAUGGUGAAAUAUAUGACGUUCCAUUAUCUCGAACAUCAUCAUUUGGUUCUGAUAAAGAUUUAAAACUACAAUCGCAUGAUUCAGUUACAGUUAAAUAUGAUUAUCAGGAUAUUGCACCUCUUGACGACAUAACACAACCAUUAUAUCAUCAUCCACCAGUACAAACACAUCAUGUUCAAGAACAUAUGCCUGUGGAUAUUGAUGAAGAACCAAUGGCUGUACAAGUCGAAACAUCAUGGGUAACUGAUGUUUCACAUGGACGUGCAUCAUUUACUGAAUCGAUUCAAAAAUUGAAUGCUCCUAAAACGCUUACUGAGCCAAGUCUCCAAGCUUUGCUGCUCGAAGAGCUGGCUACUGCUACUACUGCUCUAGACGAACAGCAUGCUACACAAAUAAUUCAAAGUGAUUAUCAUCAAAAGCUCUUUGAAAAAAUCGAAGAAAAUAAUCGUAUACCAAUUAUUGUUUAUGAUACCGAUUGGAAAGAUGAAAAACUAAAACCUAUUACAAAUACCAUUCAAUCUAAUAUACAAAAUGCACAAGAACAAUAUCCAUCAACAAUAAAAUAUGAACAAGCUAAAAUAACUAAACCAAAAUCAAUUCUAUCACGUGAACGUUAUGAACAUAUUGAAAAUAAUAAUCAAGAAAUAACACAACAAAUUGAAACAAAAUCUAUUCAACGUGAUCGUUCUAUUGAACGACUUGAAUCAAAUAAUAAAUUUGAAUAUUCAAAAAAAACUAAUCAAGAAAUUUUAUGUCAUCCUAUUGAUAAUCAUCUAGAUAUAAAUGAUGAACAAAUAUCAUCAUUAUCAGAUGAUUCACUUAUUAUUCAACAUCAACAAAAAUCAAAUAUAAAUAUUAAUGAACCAAUUAUAUUAGAAAAACCUCUUCGUUCGACAUCUUUUCUAACUCUAAAUUACGCACAUCAUAAUCAAGAAUUAAAUCUACCAUGGCAACGAGUUUUUGAUCAACAGAUUUCUGAUCAAUAUCAACAUUUACAACAACAAUUACAAACUCAAACUGAACAACCAUCACAAUUAUCUGAUGGUUCACAUCUUAAACAACAUCAACCAGAAGCAAUACUUGCAGAAAUAUCUCCUCCUUCUAUUCCUCUAAAUUAUGCUCAGCAUAAUCAAGAAUCAAAUCCAUCAUGGCAACAAGUUUCAGAUCGAAAUUUUGACGAUCCAUAUAAACAUUUACAACAACAUUUACAAAUUCAAACUGAACAACCAUCACAAAUGUCUGAUGGUUCACUUCUUAUACAACAUCAACCAGAAUCUAUAACACCUGAAAUUCCUCUUCGUUCUACCGCUUUUUUAACUCUAAAUUAUGCGCAUCCUAAUCAAGAACAAGGUUCCCCAUGGGAACAAGUUUUUGAUCAACAAUUUUCUAAUCAAUAUCAACAUUUACAACAACAUAGUCAAUAUCAAUCUGAUCAACCAUCACCACGAUAUUUACCAUUAAUAACACCUGCAGCUAAUGAAGAUAUAAUAAAAGCAUCCGAUAAUUAUGCUAGUGAAUUUCAUCAAGUACCUUUAUUACAUGAAAAUAUUCGUACAAAAAGUUGCGAAAAAAUUUCUCUUUUACCUUCAACACAAAUAAAUCAAUCAAGACCAAUCUAUCGUGUACGACAACAACAAAUAUCAUCAAAUGAUGAAUAUGAUUAUUCAACAAUAUCAGCAAUUCAUUCAAAUCGUAUUGAUCGAAUAGAAGCAACUUCACAUGAACCAAUACAUCUUGAAAAACGACCAGUUAUAGUUGAUAUUGAAGUUCGUGUACGACCAACAUAUUCAGAAACAUCAUCAAUAGUGGAUAUGGAAUCAUUUCUAAAUCGUUUUGAAGAAAGUCUUGAACCCGAACAACAUUUACCAUUAAUUGAUCAAGUUUCUCUAUCAUAUACAACAUCAAUACGAUCAAAUCAAGAUGGUACACAACGUGCUAUCGAACGAUACGAACAAAAACAUCCAUUUUUUAGUCGUUCAUUACCUAUUGAAUGGUUACAACCAACAAUACUACCACAUGAUGAACAACUAGUUGAACAAUGGAUUGUAGAAAAAAAUCUUGAAACUAUACAACAACAGGUAGAGUUGAAAACUAAUACUGAGUGUUCGGGUUUUGUUGUUGCUGCUGCUGCUGCUGUUGCUAUUGCUAAUGAUGCUUAUUCUAUUGAUGAGAGGUUCGAAGAUGAGAUAUCAAAUAGUUUAAAUACAAAAAAUAUCAAUAAUAUACAAGAAAAUAAUCCUGUAGCUGCAGCUAUGAUUGUUAGUCAUUGUUCACCAACAAGUGACUAUGAAACGGAUUCACUUGAUAAAGAUAAUGAUACAACUUCGACAACGACUAGUGUCGGUGCUGGUCAUAUAUUUACAGCUACACCAAUAGUAACAACUUUACCAUCACAAUCAUCAAAUAUAAUACCUAACAUACCUGUUGAUUAUCUACUUGAUACAUUAGUAAAUGAAAAAAAAACUAAAAAUAAUCUUACUAAAGAUUUUUUAUUAACUAUUGGUUUUAAUCAACAUGAAGAUAAUCAUAUUCAUCAUGCAAAAGAAAAUGAACUUGAACAAGACACUAAUAAUAAUAUUUUACUAUAUAAUUUCAAUGAAUAUCAACAAGAAUUUUUAAAUAUUUUUUUUGAACCCGAACAUUUUCAUUUACCUAUAAUUAAUGAAACUUCAAUCUAUCAAAUAAGUUUUCAUAAUCAAUAUCAAAAUUUUUUACCAUCAAAUUUUUUAUUACCAACUAUUCAUUAUGAUGAUAAUAUAUCAUCAAAUGAAUAUAAAAUAACUAAUCCACAAAAAAUUUUUUCAAUUGCACAAAUAAAUCAUCAAUACGAUUAUGAAGAAGAUCUUAAAAGUAUAUCAUAUAAAUGUGAACAACCAUCGUAUAUCGAACAUUAUCAUAUUCAAUCAUUAAAUCCAUUUUCUGAAACACUUUAUAUUAAUAUUUCUGAACCACCAAUGACCAUUGAAAAUGAAGAUGAUUAUUCUACAUCGAGUAUUUUACCUGAUGUUAUUCCAUCAUCAACAACAACAACAGAACAAAAUGAGGAAUAUAUUGAACAUGAAUCAAAAGAAGUAAAAAUUUUACCAACAAGUCCAUCAAUUGAACCAACACCAUUACAUCCAUCAUUCAAUUCAUCUGAUAGAGCUCGACAAACUACACAAACUGAUGAUUUAGAACACUUACCUGAACAGAAAUAUAUCACAAUACAUACAGCCACGCCUACACCAUCUAUGCGUAUAGUUCGUCCAUCACGUCCCGGUCCGUUUAUUGAACAACCAAUAAUGACCGAAACUACUGAGUUUCAAACUGAUCAACCAACUAGAAUUCCUUAUACAACUGAAACAGAUAAACUUCAUUAUGCCGCAACAGCAUUACGAGAUCAAUCUGAUCAUUUACCACCAAAACAUUUAUCUGAUGAACAUGUACCUGAUUUUGAACGUGCACGUUUAGUACCAAGUUCAACUGUACCAUUACAUGAUCUUAAUAAAACUGAAGUUCUUAUACGUGAUACUAUUGUACAACAUGUAAGUGAAGAUGAAAAAUCCACGUCAAGUGAAGAAGUUGUUUUUGAAGAAUGGAGUGAAGAAUUUCGUUGUCGUCGUACAGAUGAAUAUGAUAAAAAUACAAAUACAUUAUUACGUUCAAUUUAUGAUCAAACAGGUGAACGUAUUAAAAGUGAUGUUAUUAAAGAAGAAUAUAAAGAAAAAAAUGAACGUAUUAAAGGACAUAAAAGUUAUGAUGUUAUUAAAGAAGUUUAUCGUCGUGUACCAGCUCAUACAAUUGAUCCAACAAGAACACAAAUUGUUUCUAUUGAACGUCCACAAAGUCCUGUUUAUGAAGAAAUACCACCAACUUUAAUUUCAACGCUACCACCACCAUCAAUAUCAUCUGGUCGUCAAAUAAUUACCGAAAUUACACCACGAGAUCGUCAUUGGUCUUCGGAAGAUAUCUAUACAACAGAAAUAGUUUAUGAUUCAAAAAUUGCUCGUGAUAUUGAAUCUGUAGCAAAUGCUGAACGUUCCAAUACAAAAUUUGAUUCAACAACUCCACCAUCAUCAACAACUUAUGAUCGUGUACGUCCUGGUCAAUAUGUACCAAUAUCAUCAACAAAUCAAACAAUAAUAUCAAGGGUACCAUCAUCAACUUAUGAUCAUAUAUCAAAUGUAAUAACACCAUCAACACAUAUAUCUGAUCGUCGACAACAACAGCAACAACAAGAAACAGUUAGUGAGGAAUAUCAUGUUGAAGUUGAACAACAACAUUCCGAUCGUCGUUCACCAUCAAGUCAAUAUCAAACAUCAAUUAUUGGUACCCAACAACAACGACAUGUUUCAUCCGAAGAUGAUAUGUCAGAUCCAUAUGUUACAACCGGUGAUCGUACAUAUCAUGGUUUAACAACAAUAGUUAAUGAAGCUGGACAAAAACGAGAUUCAAAUUGGAGAAAUAAACUUAAACAAAUUUAUACACCAACAUCAGAUGAUGAUCAAUUUGAUCAGUUUGGAAAGUCAAUAAAUGGUAAUUAUACAGCACAACGAGUAACUAUUACACCAACAAAUAUUCAACAACAAAUUAAAGAUACUCCAAUAAAUCUAUCUGGAUAUGAUAAAACAUCAUUUGAACGAAACAAAUUAAAAACAUCUCCCCCAUCACGACAUGCUAUCAAAGAGAUUCUUGUUUGUGUAUCUCGAGGACCAUCACCAGAUAAACAGUUACAUCAACGAAUUUAUCAUCUUCAUUCAUCAUCGGAUGAAGAUGAACAGGAAAAUAAAAGAAUGGUACUAGUUGAUUCUCUUCGAUCACGUGAAACAACUAAGAAAAUAACUUCAACAUCACGUACAGAUGAUGAUCGUCCACAACCAGCAAAACGAUCAUCAUCAUCAUCAUCAAUUAUUGAUCAACGUCGAUCAAGAUUUGAACAACAACAACAACCAUUUGAUAGUACAAAUGAUUCAAGUAUAAAUCGAAUUGAUCGAUCAACAUAUAGUCGUGUUGGAGAAUUAAGAAAUACAUUUGAAUCACCAACAAAUGGAAAUAUAAAAGAUGAUUUAUCAAAAUCUAAAAUGCCAAUAUCAACAACUAAUAGUUUAACUGAACGACGACGAAUAUUUGAAGAACCAGAUCAAAUUAAUAAAGGAUGGACAUCAACAACUCGUCGACCGAUUGAUGAUUUUGAUCAAAAUGAACGUCGUAUAAGUGAAACACAUACUGCUCCAUCACGUGUUACAGAACAUAUAUCACGUAUUCAAAGUACUGAAUCAAAAUCAACAUCUCGUAUACAACCAACAGAUCGUCUUGGUACUACAGGAUUUGAUGCAAUUAAAUCAUCAUUAGAAUCAUCAAUGACAAAAACAACUGAACAAUUACCAACUAUACAAACAUCAACAGAUUUAACAAUAAAAGAUAAACGAAUAAUAUCAUCAAUUGAUUCAGAUGUAAGUGGUUCAUCGCCACCUAUCUAUCAAAGUACACCAAAAUCAACAAAACAAAAAAUUGAUGAAGAUGCUGGUCAUGAAAGUGAAGAUGAAUUAAGUGAUCCAACAAAUAAACAAGAACAACAAUAUGAUAUACGACGACGUACACCUAAAACACGUUUAAGAGAUUUUUCACAAAGUACAACACAACCAUUAGAAGAUACAACAUAUAUUAGUCAACGAAAUAAAUCAUCAUUUAAUGAAUCAAAUAUGGAAAAUAUUCUUUCACAUGUACCAACAAGCAAAGGUAAAGGUCUUUUAAUCGAGCUUUCUCCACAUCUAUCACAUGAAAUUCCAAUAACAAGUACAACAACAAAACCAAUACGCGAACCACAUAAAUCAAUAAUGGGUUCCGAUUCAGGUAUAUUUGAAUAUUCAACAGCUACAAGUCAACGUUUACCAACAAGUUCAUCAUCAUGGCAUAAUAAUGCAUCAUCAUCAAUAAUUGAUGAUGUUAAUCGUACACCAACAACACGUGAUAGUGGUAUUUAUGGUGAUUCUGUAUCAGCAACAAUAAGUUCACGUUAUGGUCGACGACAAGCUUCUGAUACAGAUCAAACAACAAUUCAUGGUGGUGAUGAUUCUGUUUCACGAUCAACAUAUAAAUAUGAUACAGAAAUUAUUCCUACUGAUCAAUUUAAUCAACAAAAACAACAAACACGUAAUAUUCGACGUCAAGUAACAAGUACACCACCAUCAGAAUAUGAAAAUUUAGCUAAUUAUCAUAGUGGAUUAAGUUCACAACGAAAAGUUCCAAUAACAACACAAUCACGUACAAUUAUGACAAAACCAUUAGUUGUUGAUGAAAUUGAAACAAUUGAAACAGAAACACGUGUUGAAUGUCAAGUACAACGUACACAUGAAAUUAAAGAAUCAACAACUAAAACUGAACAAACAGGUAGUUCAAAUGCACCAAAAAAAAUUAUAACAACAACAACAACUACAACAACAACAACGGCUGCUCCUAUAGUACGUUCACCUGAAUGUUCAUCUGAUGAAGCAUCACGUACAAUAACACCAUCAAAACGAGUUUUAGUAAAUGACCGUACACAUUAUUAUGAUUCAACAAAAUCUAAUGCUUCACGACCUGAAUCAAUCUAUACACCAACAAAUGAAAUUCGUCAACAAACACAAACAUAUCGUGAAAGUGGCUUUCAUCAACAUCGUUAUGAUUCACCACAAUCCGAUAGUUUAUCAUAUCCAAUACCACCGCCACCAAUAACAACAAAAACAACAACAAGAAUACAAGAAGAAGAACCCGUACGUAUUGAAGAAACAUGGUUUAAACCAAUACAACGUGAUCGUUCACAAGAUAGUUUACUACAAGGUUCAUCAUCACGUUCAAAUAUUCGUACAUUAAGUUCUGGUCCACCACGUACUAUGGAAAUAACAUCAUUAAGUCCACAAAGUCAAGUUACAUUUGGUAAAUAUACACCAAAUGAAAUCAUUGCUAUUGUUCGUGUACCUGAAUUAUCUAAUGGUGUUGGCAUGAAAUCAAGUCCUACAACAAUAAAACAUGGUAUAAGUGAACCUGAACUUAAUGCACGAAUAAAACGUGAAGAAGAACAACAACGUUCUAAAUUACAUUAUGAACGUAUUGAUUCAACAAGUUAUCGUCCAUCAACAAUAAAUCAAGAUUAUCAACAAAGACAAAGUCGAUCACGAAUAAGUCCAUACGAUAGUACAAAUGAAUAUUCGUCUUCAUUAGGUCCUCAUGCACGUUCAUCAUCAUAUCAUUCAGUUUUACACGAACAAGAUCGACAACAGCAACAAGAACAAGAUCAAUAUUCUUCUUCUCCUUAUUCUAAAUCAGCAUAUCGUCAACAAAUAAAACGUCGUACAGGUAGUCUUGGUAAUCUGCUCGGUUCAAAUAUAGAAUUUGAAAUUGAAAUUGAAAAACGUCCACCACAAUUACCUGAACAACCAACUGUUGUUGCACUUGAUCAAUCAUCACGAGCCAUUGUAACAACAUCAAAAGAUGGUCGAGUUUCAAUUCAAAAUGUAGCUGCACGACCAGGAAAUACAGUUGUUAUUAAUAGUGAUUUUCAUUCAUCGGAUCGUUCAUUAAAUCGUUCAUCAGGAUAUUUUAGUGCUGAUGAAUUACGUUCACAAGGUCUUAAUACAAAUUAUUCAAGUGAUGAACAAUCAAGUGGUGCUACAGGUAUGAAUAUAAAUCAAAAUUCUCAAUCAUCAAAUACACCAUCAACACACACAAGACGUUAUAAAAAUAAUGAACAAGUUACAUCCAAACUUCCAUCACAUUAUCGUACAAGACAACAGAAUAAUUAUCAACAAUUAAAUAAUGAUAGUUUUGAUAAAGUUAAUCAAAUUGUUCAUCGUUAUUAUCGACAAUCGACAAAUGUAAAUCCAAAUAAUAAUAGAGCUGGUUUUAACGAUACUAUUAAUCAAAUUGAUGCACUUUAUAAUAAUCUUGAUGUUCGUACAAAUGACAAUUAUAUUCAUGAUAAUAAGAAUUCGGCAACACCAUAUGAUUUUUCAAAAUCAACACCAAAUCGUCGUCAAAACUUAUCACAAAAUGCAAAUGAAUAUUCCAUGUGUUAUACAUCAAUGGGCUUUCCACAUACAUCAAAUCAUGACAGUACAACAACAAAUUCAAAUUUACGUCAUCUUGUAUCUCCACCAAUGAUAUCAAAUAAUGAUAAACGACAUGAUGAUACAAAUCGUGCAUACAGUGAUAAUGAAAAUUUAAAUAAUAACAAUGAACGUAAUCGUAAUUGGGGUUCAACAUCAUUGAAUGAUCUUGUUAUGACAACACCAAUUCGUCCAUCACAAUCAUUAUCAUCAUCAGGUAUAUUAGCCGAUUAUGCAACACCAGGUUCAAUAAGUCCAAAUUCAGGUUUUGGUUCAACACAAAAUGUUGUUUUACAACAAAGUCGUUUAAAUUCACAAGCACAGGUUGUUCAACGUAAUCGAACAUCCGUUAAACAAGUUAAACAAAAAAGUGCUGCAAAGAAAAAAAUUGGAAAUAUUCAGGGGCAAUAUAGUGAUGAAGAAGAUGAUAAUGAUUCAGCUGGUGGUCAUGAUUCACCACUGUCGGAUAAUGGCCGUCCACAACCACCAACGCGAUUUUCAACUCGUUAUCAAUAA